AAGUAUCAUGUGACCGCUCGUGUCAAGAUCACUCCUCCGCCAAGCAGUCCUGCCGAAGCAAAAUUCCUUUACGACUCGUUUAGCCAGCUCGGAAAUCUCGAAUACUUCAGCAUUCCUCGAGACAAAUCGGGUUUCUCCAUAUAUGACAACUACAUCCACUUGGUUUACAACCCCUCAAAGCAGCAGUCGCUUCUUGGGUCGGCAUACUUGAGGGAAGAAGCGCACUGGGAAGAGGGAGAGCAUGAACUCAGAAUACACCAGAAAGCGAUAGUAGACAAGUUAAGACACACAAUCGCAUUGCCCCGGUACUCAUUUAUCAAGGACGACUCUCAGUACUACAAUGGAGAGGUGGAAAUCCAAUUCAAGCAUCAGCUUCCUCUAGAUGCUCUUAAGUAUGACAAGAAGUACCAGAUCACGUCAUCCACCAUAGAAAGCCCUUUUCUCACCCUAAAACGUGAACCCGAGUUCUCGCAGAUAGAUACGCUUAGAGGCAAGAUACGACACAAUUUUCAGAAGUUCCACAAGUUCGACGAGAUACG
Suhomyces tanzawaensis NRRL Y-17324 is the source of this 539-nucleotide messenger RNA. RefSeq lists its product as uncharacterized. The transcript has a single exon. The record is from RefSeq and is a predicted model, not a curated record. The annotation marks the transcript as partial. Lineage: Eukaryota; Fungi; Ascomycota; Pichiomycetes; Serinales; Debaryomycetaceae.